Molecule: messenger RNA, 1919 nt
Organism: Lolium rigidum
Lineage: Eukaryota; Viridiplantae; Streptophyta; Magnoliopsida; Poales; Poaceae
Product: kinesin-like protein KIN-1
Exons: 17
Coding region: 55-1581 (508 amino acids)
Biological process (GO): microtubule-based movement; cytoskeleton-dependent intracellular transport
Cellular component (GO): microtubule; kinesin complex
Molecular function (GO): ATP hydrolysis activity; ATP binding; microtubule binding
Source: RefSeq, a predicted model, not a curated record
GCCCCUUCUGCCUCCCCCCCGUCGGCGCGCAGUCCCGGGCGUUGGUUUUCGAGGAUGUCCAAGCCCAACUCCAACGUCACGGUGUGUGUGCGGUUCAGGCCGCUGAGCCACAAGGAGAGGAAGGGGAACGACGACAAGGUCUGCUUCAAGAAACUGGACUCGGAGUCCUUUGUUUUCAAGGAUGAGCGGGACGAAGAUGUCAUAUUCAGCUUUGACAAGGUGUUCUACGAUGACUCGGAACAGUCUGAUGUCUAUAAUUUCCUGGCAAUGCCCAUUGUUACAGAUGCUGUCAAUGGAAUAAAUGGCACCAUAAUUACUUAUGGACAGACUGGAGCUGGAAAAACUUAUAGCAUGGAGGGGCCAAGCAUCUUGCACUGCAAUGAGCUGAAAACUGGACUGGUUCAGCGAGUUGUAAAUGGUCUUUUUGAUUGUUUAAGAACAUCAGAAAACAUUACUACUUGGACUGUGAAGUUGUCAAUGGUGGAGAUAUAUUUGGAAAAAGUAAGGGACCUUCUUGACUUGUCCAAGGACAAUCUACAAAUCAAGGAGAGUAAAAGCCAAGGGAUUUUCAUUUCUGGAGCAACAGAGAUAUCUAUUAUGAAUGGUUCAGAUGCCUUGGAACGCCUUUCUGAAGGAAUUGCCAACAGAGCUGUCGGAGAAACACAAAUGAACCUGGCCAGCAGUAGAAGUCAUUGCCUGUACAUUUUCUCAGUGCAGCAUGGAUCCACUGCAGAUGAGAGGGUAAGGAUUGGGAAGAUUAUUCUAGUUGACUUAGCUGGUUCAGAGAAAGUUGAGAAAACUGGUGCUGAAGGGCGUGUUCUUGAUGAGGCUAAAAUGAUCAACAAAUCUCUUUCAGCUCUUGGAAAUGUUAUCAAUGCCCUAACUACUGCUAAACCAAAUCACGUGCCUUACCGUGACUCGAAGCUUACGCGCAUACUUCAAGAUUCACUGGGUGGCAGCUCAAGAGCUGCAUUGCUGUGCUGCUGUUCUCCCAGUUCGUCAAACUCACCAGAGAGUCUGUCUACCAUUCGCUUCGGAACCAGGACGAAGCUCAUAAAAACUCUACACAAACUGAUUCCCACCGAAGUGGAUAGCGAUAAGAAGCACACCCCGUAUUCUCGUGAUCAAGAUGAUCUGCCUGACGGAACCCUGAGCAAGGCUGGUAGCAGCCAAUCUGAGGCGUCCGAUCCCAGCCUUGAUUCUGGCGAUCAUGACGGUCUGCGUGAAAGGCUACUGAGCAAGCUAAGGUCGAGCCUCAAGGAGGAAGACGUUGACCUGCUGGAGGAGCUGUUUGUGCUGGAAGGGAUCAUCUUCGAUCCCGACACGGUGGCGCUGGACAUCGACUCGGCGUGCCACGACGCUGCGAGCCGGCAGAUCGUGUCGCUGGUGCAAGCAGUGGAGGAGCUCACAGAAACUGUGCAGGAGCUCACUGACGAGAACGAGACGCUGAGGCAUCAGCUCGAGGUCGCGCAGGAGAUCGCAGCCCGGGCUCAGUGCGCCGCGGCCGACCGGAGCGGUGGUGCGCUGUUCGGGUUUGUGCCGGCGGCUGUCCUCCGUCUCGUCGGGUUCAUGCCAGACUGAUGCCACGACGGCCACGGUCGCGUGCAUUCCGCGAACAUUCCUGCCAUCGAACAACUUAGCUAAUAGUGGAGUAGCAGCAUUUUGGCGCUUUAGUCACGAGUGCCUUUGAGGAUCCUGAGUAUUGAGGUUGAUUCGAUCUUGCCACUUCCGUCAAAAUUCGUAUGUUAGACAUCUGAAUGACAUUAUCGUCUUAGUUUGCUGGUCAAAGCAUGUGUUGACCACUCGGAUGCAUGCAGGAUUUGCUGAACCUUGGUCGAAGAGCAGCUAGUACCAAAGAUAAUGUUGCGCUUGGUAUAUACUAUGGUGGAUUAUGACGCAUUAAUUUUUCUUUAGUUAAA